GGCUCGGCUGCGGGGCCUGCUCGGCGGUGCGGAGCGCGACUGUGUCUCCCGCCGAGGCGGCAGUUGUCGCCGCUGCUGGGAGUCGGGGCGGCGGCGGCGGUUGGGAUGGCGGCACCGGCGGAGCUGUACCCACGGAACUCCAUCGAAGAUGACUUCAACUACGGCAGCAACGUGGCCUCGUCCAGCGUCCACAUCCGCAUGGCUUUUCUUCGGAAGGUCUAUGGCAUUCUCUCCAUCCAGGUUCUCUUGACCACACUCACAUCUGCAGUGUUUCUGUACUCUACUGAAGUGCAGGCGUUCAUUCGUGAAUGGCCUUUCUUGAUUUUGAUAUCUGGGAUUGGAGCUUUGCCUUUAAUGGUGGCACUGAUCUUCUGCAGACACCAGCAUCCUGUUAAUUUAUACCUGCUUUUUGGAUUUACCCUACUGGAAGCACUGACAGUUGGCAUUGCAGUGAGUUUCUAUGAUGCAUCCGUUGUCUUCCAAGCCUUUCUUCUUACUACUGCUGUAUUUCUUGGACUGACUGCUUAUACCUCGCAGUCAAAGAGAGACUUCAGCAGAUUUGGAGCAGGCCUCUUCACUUGUUUGUGGAUUUUGAUCCUCUCUUGUUUCUUGAGGCUGUUUUUCUACAACGACACAGUGGAGUUGGUGUUUGCUGCUGCCGGAGCUCUUCUGUUCUGUGGAUUUAUUAUUUAUGACACUCACUUGUUGAUGCACAAAUUGUCCCCUGAAGAGUACAUAGUUGCUGCAAUCAAUCUCUACUUGGACAUCGUGAACCUGUUCAUACACCUGCUGAAUUCAUUGCAGGCAUUGAAUAAAAAGUAGACAGAAGUGGUGUGUGAUUUGACUACAGCUUAUAUAAUAAGCAUUGGGGUGGUCUGCAGACUCUGUAGUUCUGUCUUCUAGAGACUGAUCAGUAUUCUGGGAAUAUUGAUCCUCCUUAGGGAAAAAAAAAGGCUUUCUUCUGCAGAUAAGUUCUUCUCUAGAAUACAUGUUAUGUAGUUAACAUGCAGUUGUCACUUCAGACACUUUUUUUAAUCACUUAAUUUGCACUUGACAUAAUUCACAGUAAAAAUAUUUGCCAACAUCUCAUGGUUCCAGGGUAAGCCUCUCUCUGCUAUUCUACAGCUGCUGGAAAUGUUUCCUGUGGGAUUCUAGGUGUAGCAUGUAAGAGUAGCCUGAGUUUAUCAUUGUGCAAUGAUUUGCUGAGCUAAAUUAUUUUUUUCCUAGUUUUUGUUUGGGGAAAUGGAAUGUUGGUGAAUGUCACAGAGAUGUUCCUAUCUUGCUGAAGGGAAUGUUAAGUGUUAUUUAUUGCCUGUCUUUCAGUGUUUUGAAAGAUCAGUUGGAGAUGGACUCUGGCAUUUUAUCAACUUGUGUAUAUUAAGCUUAAUCGUCAAUAAAAAUGGGAAAAGCUUU
This is a messenger RNA of Pogoniulus pusillus (Red-fronted tinkerbird), 1413 nucleotides long. It is a transcript of the gene TMBIM4, whose product is annotated as transmembrane BAX inhibitor motif containing 4. Gene Ontology annotation, biological process: negative regulation of apoptotic process. Lineage: Eukaryota; Metazoa; Chordata; Aves; Piciformes; Lybiidae. The record is from RefSeq and is a predicted model, not a curated record. Bases 106 to 822 code for a protein of 238 amino acids. The transcript has 7 exons.